AUGACGGACGCCAAGUAUGUCCUGUGCAGAUGGAAAGAGCGAUUAUGGCCUGCAAAGGUUUUGGCCAGAACCGAGAUGUCAACAACUAAGAAAAAAAAGGGAUUUUUUCUAAAUGUUCAAAUACUCUCCUUAGACAAAAAGGUGAGGGUGAAAAGCACAGAAGCCAAGAUUCUGAGGAAGUCCCACAUCGAGGACAUCGCUGCCUUAUUGGCCUCACAGAACAAGGUUUCAGCCAGACCUGUGGAGGAGUUGACCUACAGACGGUCGCUUAGAGUGGCUCUGGAUAUUUUGAAUGAGGAAACACGUUCUCAUCAAGAAAACUCUUCAAGGGAAGAAAGAACUGCUGUGUCUGCAGGAGAGAAGCACAUGGAACUGGCAUCCUCACUCUGUGAUCGCAACGCUUCAUCUCUUCUCCAUGAGGGGGUGCCGGGCAGUUCCGGACCUGAGCUGUCAGGCUCGUCCACUAGUGAAAAUGAGACCAAGUGCCAAGUGGACUACAAGAAGGGGAUUGGGGAAAGUGAAAGCCCACUUACUCGGGCGGUGUCAGCUGGAGGUGACUCUCGGGACCAGAGUAAAUCAAGAAUACACCUCGAAAAUGGGACGACCCUGAGUAAAAGCGGCAGGAAUUCGGCACAGGAACCCAGCAGGUGUCUGAAUGGCUCUUCACUUUCAGUGGGAGGUGAGAAGAGAGAGAGUGAGGAAGAGACGGACAGCCCUGCAGUCCUGAACUCACCUUCUGCAGCUAUGGAGCAGGGUCUGUGUGCCAAAGGUCGCCACUCAGUUUUGCCAUCAGGCAGCCCUACUGUGCACCCAGCCUACCCGGAUGUUCAAGGCCCACCUGACCAUCAGUCUUCUGAAGAGUCAAUGGAGUUUGAGCCUGUUAAUUCCAUCCUGGAGGAGGAAGAGGAGGAGGAGGAACCCCCAAGAAUCCUUUUAUAUCACGAACCAAGUUCGUUUGAAGUAGGAAUGCUGGUCUGGCUUAAAUACCAAAAGUACCCCUUCUGGCCCGCAGUGGUCAAGAAUGUCAAGCGGAGAGAAAAGAAAGCGAGUGUGCUUUUCAUUGAAGGACACAUGGACCCGAAAGGGCGAGGCAUCACAGUCCCUCUCAAGAGGCUGAAGCACUUCGACUGUAAAGAGAAGCAGGAGCUUCUGAAUGAGGCUAAGGAGGACUUCGACCAGGCUAUUGGCUGGUGCGUCUCCCUGAUCACUGACUACAGGGUCCGACUCGGCUGUGGUUCCUUCUCUGGCUCUUUCCUGGAAUAUUAUGCAGCCAAUAUAAGCUAUCCUGUCCGCAAGUCCAUCCAGCAGGAUGUCUUGGGGACUCGGUUCCCUCGGCUCUGCCAUGAGGAUCCUGAGAUGCCUAUGGCCGGGAGUCCAUGGGGCAAGAGGCAGCCCUGCAGGAAAGUCUUGCCUGAUCGAUCACGAGCUGCCCGGGACCGGGCCAACCAGAGGCUGGUGGAGUACAUCGUGAAGGCAAGGGGCGCUGAGGACCACCUGCGGGCCAUCUUGAAGAACAAGAAGCCAUCCAGGUGGCUGACGACGUUUCUGAACUCGGGACAGUAUGUGACGUGUGUAGAGACAUACCUGGAAGACGAGGAACAGCUGGACCUGGUGGUGAAGUACUUGCAAGAGGUCUACCAGGAGACAGGCAGCAGGAUGCUGACGCAGAUCAACGGUGACAGCAUCCGCUUCAUUCUGGACGUCCUUCUGCCUGAAGCCAUCAUCUGCGCGAUUUCUGCGGUGGAUGCGGUAGAUUACAAGACGGCUGAGGAGAAGUACAUCAAAGGACCUUUGCUGAGCUACCGGGAAAAAGAAAUAUUUGACAACCAGCUCUUAGAAGAAAUGAACCAGCGAUGCUGA
Molecule: messenger RNA, 1860 nt
Organism: Pipistrellus nathusii (Nathusius's pipistrelle)
Lineage: Eukaryota; Metazoa; Chordata; Mammalia; Chiroptera; Vespertilionidae
Source: the annotation of a GenBank genome assembly